Molecule: messenger RNA, 3532 nt
Organism: Centruroides sculpturatus (bark scorpion)
Lineage: Eukaryota; Metazoa; Arthropoda; Arachnida; Scorpiones; Buthidae
Product: major antigen-like
Exons: 8
Coding region: 110-3247 (1045 amino acids)
Biological process (GO): epithelial cilium movement involved in determination of left/right asymmetry
Cellular component (GO): centrosome; ciliary basal body
Source: RefSeq, a predicted model, not a curated record
UCGUUCCUCAGAGGAGGUCUCAACUUCAGAACCGAAGCGUAAGUCUUCCCCUUAUUUGGGGCGCUGACUAGACUUUGAGUACCAGAAGUCACCAUCUGGUCCGAGGGAAAUGAAAAAGAAUCCGGUGGAAGUCAUCAAGUUUAGUCCGAUACAAAAAGAAAAGAUUGAUUAUAAAUCAGCAAAGAAAUUACAAAUGAAGUUAUCUAAAAUGAAAGACCUUCCAAAUGAAAAUGUUCGAAAUAGAAUUAAAAGGGUGGACAAUAAAGGAACGUCAAUUGCUGUUCCACCGUUACAAAAUAUCAGUAGUGAAGGAUUAUUGCCCUUACAAAUUGCCAAUUGGCUAAUAUACAAUCAUUUAGAUAAACUGAACUAUCGUCUUAGUUUGUCGUAUAUUCAGAGUGAAUUAUUUAUGUCUACAAAUCCAGAAAAUAUGUUUAGUGUAUAUGACAUAUUAGAUUUAUUGGGUAUUUCAAGAGAUUCCAACUUUUAUAGGAAUUUCAUUAUGGAAUUCUCUAUGAUGGAUCAUAAAGGAGUUUUGUAUUCCUUAUUAAGACAUUGUGUGAAGCAGCAUAUAAUGAAAUCUUUUUCAGAUGUUGAAGUUCAAGUGAAUACUUUAAAGGAAACAAAGACAAUUUCUGAAAAAUUACAUGAAAUUGAUGAAGCGUUUAAAGAGAGACAAAAAAAUUUACGUGAAACUUUACAAAUUCAAGACACCAAUAAAACAAAAACUAAAUUAGAAAGAAAUGAUAUGUUAGAAAUACUGAAGAAAAUAGAGAUAGAAAACAUUAAAAAAGCUGAACAGUUACAUUAUCAGAAUGAAUUAGAACAUGCUACAUCUAGAAUUCAAAUGGAAUUUGAAACAAAAUUUCAACUUUUAAAAGAAGAACAUGACCAAUGUCAAAUGGAAAUAGAGAAGAAAAGAAAAUUAGAGCAAUUAGAAAUUAAACAAUUAAAAGAUGAACUCUUAAAAGAAAUUGAAAGGUUGCAGAAUUAUGAAGAGAAAAUGAACAAUGAAUUAGAAAAAAAGAAAAAUCAACUUGAUAUAGAAGAACAGUUAAUUUCUGAAAAGAAAAAUGAUUUGAAAGUUAAGGAAUAUGAAAUAGAAAAACGACUUUUGCAGAUAACUUCUAGAGAUGAUGAAAACUUAGAUAUAUCUGAAAAAUCAAGAAAUAUUGAGAAAAAAUAUGAGAAACUAAAAGACUUGGAAAUAAAAAUUCACGAUGAUAGUAAAAGGUUAAAAGAAGAAAAGAUUCAAGUAAACAAAAUUAUGAAUGAAUUUGAGGAACUUAAACCAAAGUUUUUUGAUCUUGAAUUAUCUUUGAAAUCUCUAGAAGAAAAAUAUCAUGUUGUUUUAAAACAAAAUCAUCAUUUGUCAGAGAAAAUUCAGUCCAUGGCUGAUUAUGCAACUGUUAAGUCAGAAUUGUUGUAUACAAAAAAAGAACUGCAGAAUGUGAAACAACACUUUAUGGAAAUAUUAAAUGAAACAAGACAAGAUUUAUUCAACUCAUAUAAUAAAAAUUUUCAGCAGUGGUGGAAAGAACAGAAAAGCAUUCAAAAUUCUUCUAAUAAAGAAACUGUUGUUGAAAAUCUUUGGAAAGAACAACAAACUUUAUUAGAGAAAAAACUUGAAAAUUUGCACAAUAAAUUUGUUACAAGGAAUGAUGAACAACAGGAGGAGAUUCAAGAUCUCAAAAAUUCAGUACAAAACUUACAAGUAAAACUAAUGCAAAAUGUAAGGACUGCCGACAGUAUACCAUCUACUCAGACACAAUCCAAUGCGACUUAUGCACUUUCGAAACCAUCAAAUGUAUUUACGAUACCAUCUUGGAAAAAAUCCGAUGAUACAGAUCAGGCAUUACCUUCAUCGGUUCAAGGUGACUAUCAUCAUACAUUUAAAUUGCAGCAUUCGAAUCCGUAUCGUUUAUAUAAAAGUCACAACUUUGAUAAAGAAAAAUCAUUUAAAUUUAUCUCAGAAGCGAGAAAACGAAUCGAUCAUCUUCAAAACGAAGCAGAAGCAUUAGAAAAGAAAUACGGAGAACAUUUACAGGCAAAUGCAAAUUUAUACUUGACCAUGCCAUCGUCUCUCAAUUCUCUGUUUGAUACGGAAUAUUCAUCUUUUCCAAAUAUUCGUAAGUUUAAUUCCUAUUCACACUUAAGAAGUUAUAAGAAUGAGUAUAAAACGAGACAUUUAACCGAAAAUAUUCAGUUGUCAUCAAUAUAUGCUAGUUCUCCUAUAAUUAUUCCAAAAACUUCAACAGCUACAAAAAUUGAUUUAAUGCAGAAAAAUUUUAAAUCUUUUACUUUGAAUGCUAAUUCGUCACAGUUACAAAGUUCAGAGGAUAAAUUAAAAUUUAUAGAAGAAAAGGAUAGAGACAAUCGAAUAGAUGAGAGUAUUCACGUACUUACUAAGAAAGUAAGUGACAAAGUUUUAAAUAAAAUGAAAAAAGUCGAAAAUGAAGACACUUCAACAAAAAUCGAAACAAAAUCAAAUUUUGUCGAGAAACAAGAAUCGCCAAUCGAAACUGAAGAGUCAAUCAAAGAUGCAAUCGAUGUAGAAAGUACUGAGAAACAAAAAGAAAUGACUGAAAUAUCAAAAAGAAACGAAAGUUCAUCGGAAGUAGUUUUAAGUUUGAAAAAAUCAAAUGAAAAGUCAGUCCAAGAAAAUUUUUCACAGCAGGAGUCAAACAGAACUGAUAUAAAGCAAGCAGAAGUAUCAGAAAAAAUUCACGAUGUAAGUCCAGAGAAAACAUACCAAUUUUCUUCUUACAUUAUCGAUCUCGAUGCUAAAUGGAAGGAAACGAAAGAAACCGAAGAAGCGGUUAAGGAAAUAUCUUUAGGGUCUAAUGUAUCUCAGAAUGACAAAAAAGAAAAUUCUGAUGUAAGUCCUAUUCAUAAAAUUGAAAAUGAUGAUAACCAAUUUAGCAAAGGCAGCUCUCCCCAGCACACUAUCGAAAACAUCGAUUCUAUUAAGUCUUUAAAUGCAGAUUCGGAGUUAAAUAAAAUAUCCGAUAGUAAAGAAGCCGAAUUGCCUUCGGAAUUGAAAUCCGAAGAAAAAGAGGUGAAAGGAAUGACGUUUGAAAUCGCGGAACCAGCGAGUAAGGUAGAAAUGUCUGAAAAUAUUGAUAUAGACCAGAAUGGUUCUAGUAAAAGAUCGGGAGAUACGGAUUUUCCCAGCGAUAAUAGCGAUUUAAAUAUUUCAGCAGGAAGUGCCGAUAAAGUUCCAGGAAAUGACGAUUCAGACUGGUAAAAAAGUUAGUAGAAAAGGGGAAAUCUAUAGAAAAACAAUAUUAUAUUAAGGGUAAUUUUAGAAAUAUUUUUAUAGAAAAAUAUAUUUUUCAGUGAUUUUAAAAUUUAUGUGAAAUAGAUAAAGACGAGCAUUAGACAUUUUAUUUUUUUAAAUAUUUAUUACGUAUUCUGUCCGCGUAUACAACUCGUAUUUGUUUAUAAUAUUUAAUUGCGUGUAAAUGGUAUAUUUUAUUAAUUAUAUUUUACAUUGUUAUGUUUCGUGCGUAGUUUUUUUAAUUGUAAAUUA